This is a messenger RNA of Miscanthus lutarioriparius, 267 nucleotides long. The record is from the annotation of a GenBank genome assembly. NCBI's taxonomy places the organism in Eukaryota, Viridiplantae, Streptophyta, Magnoliopsida, Poales, Poaceae.
AUGGCGUCGGCGACGUUCCUGGAGGUGCUCCUCGCCAUCUUCCUCCCGCCGGUCGGCGUCUUCCUGCGCUACGGCUGCGGCGUAAGUGGAACUCUUACUCACCUCAAGGACAUACUCGUGUGUCGUUGUGCUCUUGCCGUGACUUGGAUGGUGGCGCGCGUGAACGAUGGAUGGAUGUUGCAGGUGGAGUUCUGGAUCGACCUCUUGCUCACCAUACUGGGGUACAUUCCGGGGAUCAUCUACGCGCUGUACGUGCUGGUGGCUUAA